GGGUGGCAUUUCUCCAUAAGGGGAGGUGGGUUGGUCACCUGAUAAGAGUACAGCCAGCUGGGUAAACAUGGCGUCUGUGUCUGGAUGUGAUAAUUACAUGUAGCGCUUCUGUCUUUCAGUGCUGUUUGUGUUUCGCCAACGGGCCGCGUUGUAUCCCAGAACAGUAGCGUGCUGAACACGAGGACGCGACGCAUGAAGACGUGAAGGGCAGAAGGAGAGAGGCGCUUCUCUGAUGCUGCUUUAUAUUUUCUUCUCUCUGCACAACAUGAAUGGUCUGAUGCCUGCCCGGAUCAUCUGAUUGGCGCAAGAUAAUUGCUUUUGUUAACAAGACACACUGAUUUGUAUUUCUGUCGAGGCGUCUGCUUUCAUUUGAUCUGACCCAAAUCGAGCCUCUUGCUCCGUGGACUCCUGCAGCGCAGCAGAAUGGUCAGUCCGUCUGCACUUUAUGUGGCUGCCCUCCACCGCUGUGCCCUGACAGCUGCUCUAUGACUGUUCAUUGUGCUGCACUGUGCGUUGUGUUUCUCAUGUCUUGCUCCACAAUAUCACUAUGAUAGGCUCACCUGACGUGGUGGCUUUCACUAAAGAGGAUGAGUAUGGGCAGACCCCUCCAGACCCCUGGGCUCUCCCUGACGAGUUCUCUAUUCCUCUCCAUCCACUGGCUGACUCCAACCCCUGGGCUAAAACCUCCUAUGCCAAGUUCACCAAAGACUUCAUCCUCAUCUCUGAGUUCUCUGAGCAGGUGGGCCCUCAGCCCCUCCUCACCAUCCCCGAUGACCCCAAAGUCUGCGGCACCUUCGAUCUCAACUACUUCUCCCUGCGCAUCAUGUCAGUGGACUACCAGGCCUCUUUUGUGGGGCAUCCACCCGGCAGUGGCUACCCAAGGCUCAGCUUUGUGGAGGACUCGAGGGUGGUGCUGGGCGACUCAAAGGAGGGGGCGUUUGCCUAUGUCCAUCACCUUACGCUUUACGACCUGGAGGCGAGGGGCUUUGUGCGACCGUUCUGUAUGGCGUACGUCUCAGCAGAUGAGAGGAAAAUCAUGCUGCAGUUUCAGGAGCUGUCCCUCCGCUUCUCCCAGGCCUCGGAGAGUCUGAAGGCUGGGAACAGGAGAGCGUUUGCCAAGGAACUCCAGAGGAAGCUCCGAGACCUGGAGUACACCCACUCUGUGCUGCAGAGGGAGGAGGGCCUGCAGAGGGAGGCGGGGCCUCAGUGCAUGUACUCCGCUCAUGCCGUGGAGAAGGCCAACGAGCUCGCCAACGUGGAAAAGAGCAUCUAUGAACACCGAGACCUGCUGAGACAGAUCAGCUCCUACCAUCGCCGUCCGCGCCGAGAUCCUCACGUUGUCAGCUGCCAGAAGUGCAUCAACGAGUGCUUGAGUGAGUGCGAGCAGCUGUUAGACAAAUAUGCCAAGCUCGCCAAGCCCUUCAGUUACACCGCCAAAGGGGACACGGGGCAGAAGGGUCGGGCUGAUGGUGACGGCGGCGAGAAAGAAGGGGACGAGGAGGACGACGAGGGCGUUAAACGCAGGUCGUCCUACACGCCGCAGCUGAUCAAAGGUAAAUCUGCAAAGUGUUUCGACAAGCGCCUGAAGACCCUGCAAGAGCUGUGCGACGUUACUUUCUACGAGGCCACCGUGGAGCUCCUGAAGAAGACGGAGAGGAGUUUCCGGGGGGACCUGUGUUACCUGUACACGCGCCGCCUGGACAGGGCGUUGCGCAGGAAACUGAAAAUAACCAACUUCCUGUUUGAGGAGGACCUCGGUGAUGAUGAGGAUGAGGAUGAAGGGGGAACUCUAAGACCAUUCUGUGCUGUGAACCAUGCUGUAGAUAACUGUACUCUCUUAAAGCCACUUCCUAUUGUGCUAGGACCAGAACCUCCAGAGCUCGAUGCUCUGGAGCCUCCAGGUCCUCUAGACUCAGCAUCUGGGACCAGCCAUACUCAAGGGAGCGAGCUCGGGCUUGUGGAGAGCCAUCUGGAGUCCUCCCCGUCAGACCAGACUCUGGAGACCCAGGAGAGCUCCGAGGAGACCAAAGGAAGCUUUAGCAGCGAUAAGAGCGAGAUGGGUCUUGCAGAGAGGCAACAGAAUCUGGAAAGUAGAAAGUCAGAAGCUCCUGAUCCAGAUUCUGACUUGACCCCUGACCCCGAUCAUAACCCUGACUUGGAGAGGGAGAGCAGCAGUGAAGAGAUGGAGACCACCGCCGGGGAUGACGAAGGAGACGACACGCCUGUGUCCUUGCUGGAGGUGGCGUCGGAGCUGGAGGCCAGCAGGGAGGACGAGUGUGAGGGAUUAACUGACGCUCCUUGUGACAUAGAGCCCGAGUUGUUGGUUCCUCUGGACACCGCGUGCUGCAUGGCCCAAGAGGGUUUCCUUUAUGAGGCUUCUGCCCCAGAGGCGGUGCAGCCCUGUCAAGCACUGGUGGUCAACGAGGAGCCCCACGCUCUAAUUCCGCUCCAGGACGACUACACGGUGGGCUCUCCUGCAGCCGGGCUGGAGCUGCCUGUGGGGCACCUCGGAGACGCAGUUUCUCGUACCUCGGCGGAGGACGGGUCAGACUGUACCAUGAGCGCUUCUACGGGGUCUGAUCUCGGCUACGGGGGGGUUGUGACUCUGCGUCAGAGGAAGAAGGCUGGACAAGGAGCCUUGAGGUUUGUGCGACAGUACCCCUUCGCCAUGCAAGCUCUGUGGUGUCUGCUGAGCGGCAGAACCCUGGUGGUGCUCGGGGCAGAUGAGGGGAGAGUCCGCCGACUCGUUGCUGCGCUGGCCCUCUUUGUGCCGGCUCCUGGGAAGUGUGGAGACAGGGUCCAAGCCUGGCUGUCCUGCCCCUUCACCCUUACUGACCUGCAGAGGUGGAAACUUAUUGGACUGCAAAGAGUUGCGUCCCCUGUGGGUUCCAGCAUGCUUUACUCGCUGUCCCGCUACAGUCGCUACAUCUCCAUCCUGGACGCCGACCAGAAGACCUUGCGCUGUCCGCCGUAUCGUGGCCAACUCCUUGCCAACAUAGCCGACCACCGCACCUCCAUCCGCCGCGGUUCCACCUACUUCCUCCACCUCCAGAGCACGCUCUGUCAACUGGCAGCCGAGGCCUUCCUGUUCACCUUCACCCACCACCUCCACCUGCCGGUCAGCUCCACGGAGGGGCCCGAGGUGGUGCAGGGCAGACGCCUCUGCUUCCUGCAGGAGCAGCUGGGUCUGGGAGAGGAGGACAGCCAGAUACUGCUCUACCUCAGCCAGCUCAUCACUCAGCAGUACCUGCAGCCCGCCACCGGGAGCAGCGCAGCAGCAGCAACUUGUUUCAGUUUUAACUACACCACCAGCGUUUUAUACAAAAUCUGAUAUUACACGGGGGAGGAUGAUUUCCGCACACACGUUUUAGCAGAAAUCAUCUGUGACCCUUUGGUUUUUAUUGGACCAAAGGUGAUCUUCAUAAGGUCUAAGGUAAUUUUAGUUUCAGGACAAACUCUGCACUGGUUAUUGUUUGAUCUGUGUAAUCUCUUUCUGCCUUGCUGUCUUUUUUUUUUUCCCUCCAGUCUUUCUCUUUCCUCUGUGUGCAGGAAAAAGGAGACGGAGUGAGUUGUGAAUGUCAGUGAGUGGUUCAGUUUGCCUACAUGUGGUCCAGAGCGCAUUCACGAACGUACACGCGCAUAACCGAGCAGACGAAGGUCGGUUCCACUUAUUGUCACUUGUGUCUUUUUCACCCUAAUGGAAAGAAAUGUAACCUGCGCUCUGGCCUGUUUUUAAAGUUAGUCCCUCUCCUCAACACACACACACACACACACACACACACACACACACACACACACACACACACACACACACACACACACACACACACACUGUGUUAGAAAACUCAAUCCAACAUGGCUGUGUGUCUUAAGUGCUGGUCUGAGCUGACAAGUUCAAUCACAGCUCUGUGUUGUUAAUACCCACCAAUCACUAAGCAGUUUUUCAGCUAUGAUAUCAUCUCAGCUAAAUAUAAACAUGUUUUUUUUUUUUUCUUCAACCGUCUCACAUAUGCUGCCAUUUCCUUCUUGUGGAGAACCGAAGUCUCUACGGAUCUGCCUGUGAAACCUUAUUAGCACCCACAGGCUUGUUACAGCUGGUUUUGUGACAUGCUAUUGUUUUUGAAAACUACCACAUAAGCCCAAACCCUUUU
Perca flavescens (yellow perch) is the source of this 4151-nucleotide messenger RNA. It is a transcript of the gene smcr8a, whose product is annotated as Smith-Magenis syndrome chromosome region, candidate 8a. The transcript has 3 exons. Gene Ontology annotation, molecular function: GTPase activator activity. The coding region runs from base 548 to 3331 and encodes 927 amino acids. Gene Ontology annotation, cellular component: guanyl-nucleotide exchange factor complex. Lineage: Eukaryota; Metazoa; Chordata; Actinopteri; Perciformes; Percidae. The record is from RefSeq and is a predicted model, not a curated record.